AUGAAGAAUUUUAUUUUUGUGUUCAGUUUAUUUGCUAUUUUUCUUACUGUAAAUGCAGUCCCAUUUCAACUUAGUAAAAGAACUACCACCUUCAAAGCUUGUCCUGUUGAAGGUGUUAGCCAACUUACUGUGGGAAUAAAUCCUGACCCCCUUGUUAGCGGAAAUCCCGCUGAUUUCAAUGUAUCCGGAACAUUAAGCCAUGGUCUCACCGCAGGCAUAACUAUUCUUAGAAUUGCUUUUGCAGACUUAUUCGAAAAUCCUAUAGGUGACCAUUACUCUAAAAUUUUCGACGAAUCAUUUAAAGCUGGUAACCCACUUUCGAUAAUUGUAAAAAGUGUUCUUGUUCCUAGCUUACCUUCUUCAUAUAUUAUUGGAGUUGCUGUUGGAGAUCCAACCAAUGAUCCAAAUAAUCCAUUAAAAGUUUAUGGCUGUGCGUUUGCUGUUGUUGGUUUAACUAAAUCUUUCGAUGAUAGUGCUUUAUUUGAUAUUAAUAAUAGAGGCAUGAUUGUAAAAAUAGAUGAAAUAUUUGGUUCAGGAAGAGAAGUUGAAUAUUUUCUAGACAGCAUUGUUAGAGCACCCUUUGAAAUUGACAAAAGGCACAAAUUAAAAUUUGUAGCAGGAUUUAUUGGCGCUAACCAAGAAAUUCUUGAAGACUCUGAUUGUGAAUUAGUUGUUUCUUCUGUGGUUGGAUAA
Messenger RNA from Dentiscutata heterogama, 693 nucleotides. Lineage: Eukaryota; Fungi; Glomeromycota; Glomeromycetes; Diversisporales; Gigasporaceae. The record is from the annotation of a GenBank genome assembly.